This is a messenger RNA of Pedinophyceae sp. YPF-701, 387 nucleotides long. NCBI's taxonomy places the organism in Eukaryota, Viridiplantae, Chlorophyta, Pedinophyceae. The record is from the annotation of a GenBank genome assembly.
AUGCAGAUUUUCGUGAAGACCCUCACGGGCAAGACCAUCACCCUCGAGGUGGAGUCGUCCGACACCAUCGAGUCGGUGAAGACCAAGAUCCAGGACAAGGAGGGAAUCCCCCCGGACCAGCAGCGUCUCAUCUUCGCCGGCAAGCAGCUCGAGGAUGGCCGCACGCUCGCUGACUACAACAUCCAGAAGGAGUCGACCCUCCACCUGGUCCUGAGGCUGCGCGGCGGCAUCAUCGAGCCCUCGCUGCUCGUGCUGGCCCGCAAGUACAACUGCGAGAAGAAGGUGUGCCGGAAGUGCUACGCCCGCCUGCACCCGCGCGCGGUGAACUGCCGCAAGAAGAAGUGCGGCCGCACCAACCAGCUGCGCCUGAAGAAGAAGCUCAAGUAA